CGCAUUGUUGAGGCACAGUCCGCAAACAGUCCUAGAGUCCUACGCUCCUAGGAGGUUUCAGCACUCAAAAGAAAGCGACUAGCUCCAAGUGACAGACGUUCGACGUCAUUUCCGCCUGCAAACAGCGAAAGAAAAAAAGCAACCAACGCAACAAGUGUCCGGGGAAGUGUCCGACCGGAAGCGAUCAAAGACAAGCAGUGUUUGUGUGUGUGUGAGCGUUAGUGUGUGUGUGUGCAGUGCAUUGUUAGAGUGAUCUUUGUGAGGAGUCAAUCACAAUGAAGGCUUUCGUUCUGGGAUCUGCCGUGCUGCUGCUGGCUUCGGCCGCGGCUUCCGGCUCGUACCUCGGCGUGGCGCUCUCGUCGCAGUACCAGGCGCACGACGGUAUCGGCGGCUACUCGUACGGCUACGCCGAGCCGAACUCGCAGAAGCACGAAACGAAGGAUGCGCACGGCAUCACGCACGGCGGCUACUCGUACGUCGACGCGAACGGCCACGUCCAGAGCGUGAAGUACACGGCGGACCCGAUCCACGGAUUCCAGGUGUCGGGCACGAACCUGCCGAAGGGCCCGGCGCCGCACGCCGUCCCGGUGCCGGCCUGGAACGCGUACGCCUACGCCCCGGUGGUGCUCGGCCACAACGGUGCCCCGCUCGAGACGCCCGAGGUGCAGGCCGCCAAGGCAGCGCACUUCGCGGCCCAUGCCGCCGCCAAGGCCCGCCUGCACAAGCGCUCGCUGUACGGCCCGUGGACGUACGCGGCCGCCGCCCCGGUCGUCCUCGGCCACAACGGCGUCCCGCUCGAUACGCCCGAGGUGGCGCACGCCAAGGCAGAGCACGCGGCCGCCCACGCUAAGGCCCUCGGACACGCGUACGCCCCGGCCGGUCCCGUCCCAGACACGCCCGAGGUGCAGCACGCCAAGGCCGCCCAUCUGGCCGCGCAUGCCGCCGCCCGCGCCAACCACCAUGCCGUCGCGCCGGUAAGCACCGUCGCCCACACGCACCACGCCGUCCAUGCCGCGCACUACCCGCAGCACGUCCCGGUCAUCAAGAACGGCGUGCCGGUCGAGACGCCGGAGGUGCAGCACGCCAAGGCGGCCCACUUUGCCGCCGUCGCCAAGGCCCAGGGAUACGCGCCGGCCCAUGCCCACUCCUACUACCCGCAGCACAUCCCGGUCAUCCACAACGGCGUGCCGGUCGAGACGCCCGAGGUGCAGCACGCCAAGGCGGCGCACUACGCCGCCCUCGCUGAGGCCAGUGCCCGCGCCGGCCACGGAGCCUCCUGGGCUCCGGCCGGCCACGAGGACGACGGUAGCUACGAUGGCCGAUGGGACAACCACUACUAAACCAACCCACACGCUUCGACCAACUGUCUCACUCUGUCUCUGUUUCUCUCAAACACACACACACGUAUAUAAGCUAACCUACCAAUACUCGAACCAAAUACUCGAAUGCUCCCGAAUCGAAUCCGUUGCGACUGCACGGCUCGCCGUGCUGUGACGUCACUCGAAACGCCUCCCCCUCCCCUCGUCUUCCAGUAUUACUCAACCCCCGUCCCCCCCCGCCUUCCCGCUAAACACUGCAUCGCUGCCGUUUGCUUUUCCAUCGCUUCUGGCCAACCGGAACACCGACGGCUCGCUCCCUCCCCGCGAAGGAUUAGCGCUAAUUUCGGAAGGUCACCUGCCGCAGGCCACCACCAGCCCAAGAUCAGUUCGGCGAUCCAUCCCACCAACCAGCUAGUUACCAUUUUGAGUGCAUCCACCAUCCACACUGCAACCCGAGGGAUUGUCCCACCUUCCAGGGCACGGAGUUUUCCACGCCAUUGCGCCAAGGGAAUAGCCGUACUGCCUGCGGGAAGGUGCAACGAAGAGGAAAUGGAUGGAUCGCCGCCCCAGCUGCCCAUCCCGCACCUGCCACGGCUGCGGCAACAGCAACAGCUGCCUCAACAACAGCGGGCCCCGUUCCGGCUCCUUUUUGCCCAACCAAACCCAAACCGGGGAAGGAAAAAAAGGACUCCUACUCGCGCUCGCGCUGCAAACCCCAAUGUCCGGAACGGCGGGUGAAGCUGCAGCCCGUCGGGUCGUCCGCAUUCCAACGCCAAAUGGGCGGGAUGGGCCGUCGCUGCAGAGCCUGCCCGAAACGUAACACCAAGCACCUUCCAAGCGAAAAUGGGAAGGAGGGUCCGAUGUUAUCGACAUGGCACAAAUGUAAACAAACACGCAACAACAAAAAAGCAAGCAUGCGCCUACGUUCAUGCAUAGUGAACAGGGCACUGGGGUGGGAAGGGCCAGGAGGGGUGAGCCCGUGAGCCGGGUGCAUGUAAAAUAAUGUCUUCACCAGCUCCGGCCCGGCUUACACUCCCCCCCUCUCCUUCCAUCAAGCACCCCAUUUGCCCGCGAUUUCUCCCCCUCCUCCCCCCACUACGUGAAAUGCGUUACGAACUUGACCAAGAAAAAAAAGGCAAAAAAAACAUCAAGCGACGAACCGAUUUGCUAUAAUAAAUGAAAUCAAAUGAA
Messenger RNA from Anopheles merus, 2510 nucleotides. RefSeq names its product cuticle protein (gene Cpr92F). Gene Ontology annotation, cellular component: chitin-based extracellular matrix. Lineage: Eukaryota; Metazoa; Arthropoda; Insecta; Diptera; Culicidae. The record is from RefSeq and is a predicted model, not a curated record. The transcript has 2 exons. Gene Ontology annotation, molecular function: structural constituent of chitin-based larval cuticle. Bases 276 to 1340 code for a protein of 354 amino acids.